Molecule: messenger RNA, 1432 nt
Organism: Trichoderma reesei QM6a
Lineage: Eukaryota; Fungi; Ascomycota; Sordariomycetes; Hypocreales; Hypocreaceae
Product: glycoside hydrolase
Exons: 2
Coding region: 284-1432 (382 amino acids)
Source: RefSeq, a predicted model, not a curated record
UCUUACGCGAGGCUAGUCCUUGUUUUUGUUCUUCAUUUUACUUGCUCCAUCUCUCAAGCCUUCAUUUGCAUACGCCAGCCUGGUUGCUCGCUAUCCAACCCUGAAGCCUUUCAAAACUCUGAAAAAAAGGGAGCAAUAAGAAUCUGUGAUAUCUUUUAUAUCACGUUUCCGAGUUCUCAAGCAUUCUUUUCCAUCUUGACGACAACAUACACCACUCCAGCACUCGAGCCUUCUUCGUCUGGUACGAUUUAGACUCUGCUAUCAUCUAUACCCUCUUUUCAAAAUGUUCUCCAAGCUUUUCACCAUCACUGCGCUGGCUACGGCCGCCAGUGCCCACAUGAAGAUGUCCAACCCAGUACCCUACGGCAAGUCAACUCUGGACAACGCUCCUCUUGAUCUCAGCGGCUCCGAUUUCCCCUGCAAGAUUGGAAGCACUGGCUCCUACAACCUCGAGGGUGCCAGCAACGUCUAUGCCCAGGGCAGUACCCAGCAGCUCGCCUUCAUUGGAAGCGCUGUUCACGGCGGUGGUUCUUGCCAGGUCUCCGUCACUACUGAUGCCCAGCCCGACAAGAACUCCGUCUGGAAGGUUAUUAAGUCCAUCGAGGGUGGCUGCCCUGCGCAAGACCAGGCCGGCAACAUGGGUGAUGACGCCGCCGCCAUCGACCCCUACAAGUACGACUUCACCAUUCCCAAGGAGUUGGAGGCUGGCAACUAUACACUCGCCUGGACUUGGUUCAACAAGGUCGGCAACCGUGAGAUGUACAUGAACUGUGCUCCCCUGACCGUCACUGGAUCAGGCGGCUCUUCGGGCUUCCUCGACACUCUGCCCGACAUGUUCCGGGCCAACAUCUUCGGUGCCGGUGAUGACAAGUGUUCGACCUUCCCCGACACUGACCUUGAAUUCCCCGAGCCUGGUUCGGAUGUCGUCAAGCUGAAUGGAGCAACGAACGCCUUUAAGGGCCCUGCCAACCCAACUGCUUGCCCGGUCGCUAAUGGCAGCGGCGGUGGACAAGCCCCUGCUCCCACUUCUGCUCCCCAGCCGACCGCUGUCCCGGCCCAACCUUCAUCGAGCCCUCCGGCUUCUCAGCCUGCCGCCGCCCAGCCCGCAGUCACCUCGGCUCCGAGUGUCAACUUGCCUGUGCAGUCCCAGGCCCCCGCUGCCACACCUUCCGCUGCCCCUGCCCCUGCCUCUCCUCCCAGCUCCGGCUCCGGCUCCGGCUCAAGCGGUGCUUUUGCUGCCGGAACUGCCUGCUCCUCUGAGGGCGAGUGGAACUGCGUCGGCGGAAGCCAGUUCCAGCGAUGUGCCAGCGGCACCUGGUCUGCUGUUCAGUCUCUGGCUGCUGGCACUGAGUGCCAGUCCGGACAGGCUGAUAACCUCAAGAUGGUUACCAAGCGAGGCAAGAGGUCGAUGCGCCGCGCUAAGCGUGCGUAA